AUGACAGCCCGUUCCUUAUCAAAGAGUUUACUGAUGCGGUUCAAAUUGCAGUCACAGCCCAGUCAACAAUCUUUGGAUACAGAAAUGAGGUGGAGCGAAAAGCAAAGGGAGUUGAUACCAAGACUAGUUCUUGAAGAUGCGGUAUGCAUCAUGCGAAGUCAUAGUGAGGAGCGUAGGGAUGUCGCAGACUCAUACACGGAAGAUGUUCGAGAAGUGGACAUGAGCAUUCUCGGUGAAUACUCAGUUUACGAUGAAAUUGAUUUUGGAUCUUCUGAGUACGGAUUAGACCGAUGUUUUAGCUUCAAGCAAGAUCUGCUUAAGCUGGGGGAGAAGGAGGAGGCGGACUAG
Molecule: messenger RNA, 348 nt
Organism: Botrytis byssoidea
Lineage: Eukaryota; Fungi; Ascomycota; Leotiomycetes; Helotiales; Sclerotiniaceae
Exons: 2
Coding region: 1-348 (115 amino acids)
Source: RefSeq, a predicted model, not a curated record